GCUGCUGGCAUCCCCUCUGCAGCCAUGCGGGGCCCGGCGCUCAGAGAGAGACAGAAGGGGGAGCCUCUGGGGUGCGACCGGCCCUCCCGCCAUGCCCUGAAUCCGCCCCGGAGGCUGUUUCUCAGACCGGCCGCUCCGCCGGGGCCCCAGAAGCAGCCGGUCUGGGCCGACCCACCUGGGCAUACUGCUGCCUGGCCGGCCUCUCUCUGGUUGGAGCAGAGUCAGAGUGGGGGUGGGGAGUGCCUCCCUCCCUCCCUCCCUCCCCCAACUGCCCUCCACGCCAAGACCCUCCGCCUAUAAAGUGGGGCCAAGACAGAGAGCAGGAUCCCCCCUGAGACGGGGCGCCGGGUGACCCCCCAGGAGAAGAAAGGCCCCCUGCGCUCCCAGCGGCCACCACCGGGCCAGGGCCAAAGGCUCUGCUCUGACGCGGGCAGCUCCGUGGCCCGGACCGCCCUCCGCCAUGGCCUCCGCCACCAAGAGCCUCCACGUGAAGACUCCGCUGCGGGAGAGCGCUCCCCUCUCCAAGCUGGCCGGCACCCAGGUCUACCUCAAGCUGGACAACGCCCAGCCCACGGGCUCCUUCAAGAUCCGGGGCAUUGGGCACUUCUGCAAAACGUGGGCUGAGCGGGGAUGCCAGCACUUGGUCUGCGCCUCAGGGGGAAACGCUGGCCUUGCGGCUGCCUACUCGGCCCGGAUGCUGGGCAUCCCGGCCACCAUCAUCCUGCCCCUUUCCACGCCGGCCUUCACCAUCGAGCGCCUGAAAGAUGAAGGGAGCACCGUGUCCGUGGUGGGAGAGAUGCUGGACGAGAGCAUAGAGGAAGCCAAGGGGCUGGUGAAGAAGAACCCGGGGUGGGUCUACGUGCCGCCCUUCGACGACCCCCUCAUUUGGGAAGGACACAUGUCUCUGGUCCAAGAGCUGCAGGAGCAGAUGCCCUCCAAGCCCGGGGCGCUGGCCCUCUCGGUGGGGGGCGGGGGGCUGCUGUGUGGGGUGGUCCAGGGCCUCCGCCAAGUGGGCUGGGGCGACGUCCCCCUCAUUGCCCUGGAGACCAGGGGAGCUCACAGCCUGCAUGCCGCCCUGGCAGCCGGGAAGCCCGUGACGCUGCCGGAAAUUACCAGCGUGGCCAAAACCCUUGGCGCAAGGACUGUGGGAGCAGAAGCCCUGAAGCUGGCUCAAGAGCACCCCGUCUUUUCCGAGGUUGUCACCGAUCAGCAGGCAGUGGUGGCCAUCGAGAAGUUUCUGGAUGACGAGAAGAUGCUGGUGGAGCCGGCCUGCGGCGCCGCCUUGACGUCGGUCUACGGCGGGGUGCUGCAGAGGCUGCAGGCGGAGGGCAAGCUGAGCUCCCGGCUGGGCUCGCUGGUGGUGGUCGUGUGUGGCGGCAACAACAUCUCCUUGGCCCAGCUGCGGCACCUCCAGGAGCAGCUGGGCGUCCAGCACAUCACGGCCGCCUAGCCGGGCUUGGCUCGGGGGCGUCAUUAAAACUGCUCACUGCUGCUCCGUCCAGCCCUCUCGCUCCCGAGUCG
Molecule: messenger RNA, 1521 nt
Organism: Hemicordylus capensis (graceful crag lizard)
Lineage: Eukaryota; Metazoa; Chordata; Lepidosauria; Squamata; Cordylidae
Product: L-serine dehydratase/L-threonine deaminase-like
Exons: 9
Coding region: 461-1450 (329 amino acids)
Biological process (GO): L-threonine catabolic process; L-serine catabolic process
Molecular function (GO): L-serine ammonia-lyase activity; threonine deaminase activity; pyridoxal phosphate binding
Source: RefSeq, a predicted model, not a curated record